UGCCGCUGGUUGCCGCCAGCGCAGCGCAUCCGGGCAAACGUCAGAAGAGUCAGAACGGUCGGGGCUUUGUGCGGAGGCGGUGUGCUGUGUGCGGUCGUCGCUGUGCUUUCGGCGGAUGUGAAUGACUGCUCGUGAUGUCGCGUGUCGCCCGUACGAUCCACGGAAAGAUGUCGAGGCUCCUAGGUGUCCUUCUGCUAAUCGCUGGAGCGAACUCCAUGUACGCCCCUAAUUCAGCCGUCAUUGAUCUUGAUCCAAAUAGUUUUGAUAAAUUAGUGUUAAAUAGCGAUCACAUCUGGGUGGUGGAAUUCUACGCGCCGUGGUGCGGACACUGUAAACAGUUGUUGCCGGAAUAUGACAAAGCGGCUACUGCAUUAAAGGGAGUUGUAAAAGUUGGCGCGGUAAAUGCAGACGAGCACAAGUCUCUGGGAGGCAAGUACGGGGUUCGUGGUUUCCCAACAAUUAAGAUAUUUGGGCUUGACAAAAAACCAGAAGACUAUAAUGGCCCGAGAAGCGCAGCUGGCAUUGUCGACGCUGCGUUAAACGCCGCCAGUCAAAAGGUUCGAAGAACGCUAAGUGGCAAAACUUCAGGAGGUGAAUCUAAGAGCAAAGAUCCUAAAGAUGUAAUAGAACUGACGGACGAAAACUUUGACAAGACUGUUUUAAAUUCUGAGGAUAUGUGGCUAGUUGAAUUCUACGCUCCUUGGUGCGGUCACUGCAAAAACCUAGCGCCUGAGUGGGCAGCAGCGGCUACCGAACUGAAGGGCAAAGUCAAACUGGGAGCUUUGGACGCCACUGUGAACACGUUGAAAGCAAGUAAAUACGAGAUCAAAGGCUAUCCCACUAUCAAAUUCUUCGCACCGGGCAAGAAGGACGCUGACUCGAUGCAAGACUACGACGGCGGUCGCACGAGCGGUGACAUUGUCAACUGGGCGCUCGAGAAACUAGCCGAAAAUAUCCCAGCGCCGGAAGUGGUGCAAAUAACGUCUGAGCAAAAACUGAGAGCCGCGUGCGAAGACAAGCCGAUCUGCGUAGUUUCCGUUCUGCCACAUAUCCUGGACUGUCAGUCCGAUUGUAGGAAUGGAUAUUUAAAAACUCUAACUAGCCUUGGCGAAAAAUAUAAGAAGAAGAUGUGGGGAUGGGUUUGGGCUGAAGCUAAUGCUCAACCGAACAUCGAGGAUGCAUUAGAGAUCGGAGGUUUUGGCUAUCCCGCGUUAGCGGCCGUCAAUAUCAAGAAGAUGAAAUACUCUUUGUUAAAAGGUAGUUUUUCAUACGACGGAAUAAACGAAUUCCUACGAGAUUUGAGUUAUGGCAGAGGUGGCACCGCGCCCUUGAAGGGUGCUCAAUUGCCUGUCAUCAUCGAAACAACCCCUUGGGACGGCAAGGACGCCGAACCUCCGCAGGAAGAGGAUAUCGAUCUUAGUGAUGUUAACCUAGACGAGAAAGACGAACUAUAACUUACUGAAAGCCAACGACUGAAUUCUUCUUAAAAGAAUUCAUCGCACACAACGUAUAUCGGUUCUGAUAAAAACUGAUUAAGGGCGUAAUCGCGAAUCGGUAUACGAGUCAUAUUCGCCCGGAAAUUUAUUUUGUAUCAUCAGACUUAAUAUCCAUAUAUACUUAAGAGCCUACAUCGAUUAAUUUCAUAACGAAAUUAAUGGUAAGGAAUAUAAUUCCAUUCAAUGAUUUUUGUAUGAAAACCUAAUAUCGAUACAUACAUAUAUAUAUCGAUAUAAUCAUUUGUCGCUCUGUGUAUCCUAAGGAAGACCAGUUCUCAGGUGCAAUUGUCUAGUUUUACAAAACACACGUUUAAGUAACUCUUCCAUCCGAAAAGCCAAUUUUCUACAUUUUUUUUUGCGUUGCUUUAGGAGAAAUGAACUAGUUUAGACUCCCGUCAUAAACGUACGUAUGUAACUCCUAUGUUGUUUGCAUCGUUCUCCAUGUGUCUGGAUAGGAAAAAGGUAGAGCAGUUUGAAGUACGCGCUCCGUGUGUCAUUAUGCAUUUAUUAGCCUGAUGAUUAUUUUUUAAAAGUAGGUUGUUUAAGAUACACAUAGUUUAUGUAAAAAAAUCCUAUUUGUAAUAAAUAUACAUCAUACUAUUUCUACAGAAGUCAUUUUUAUGAAUAUGAGCUUUUUACAUAUUGGUAGCGCAAGAAAAAACUCGGCAAGGCUAUUAAUUGCUUUUUCCCUAUAACGGGACCAAAUUUGGGGAUUAUAAAAAUCAGUUUGUUAUUGUGACGUGUUUUAGUAUAAAGUAUAACAUUAAUAUCCUCAGCUAAUUAAAACGAGUAUACUUUUUUGCAGUCUUUUAGAGUCUUCCAUCACAAGCAAAAUUGCUGUAUGUUAUACGCUAUUUGUACAAACUAACGAUUAUGUAACAUUUCUCAUUUAAAAUUUUUUUAGACAUUUAAUAUUUUUUCGUUUCCAACACGUGUCUAAGAUAAUCUUUAGUUUGUAUAGGUCAGUCUUCUCUUACAACGGUAUAUAUAAAUGCAAUAAAAAUGAAAUUAUUUCCAUCGAUCGCUGUAAAUACUUAUAAAAAUUCAGCCUAUUGCGUAUAUAAGGGAAUACGAAAACGCGAUCUCAAUCUUAAUAUUUUUCUACUCUAAAAAUCUAAUGGAAGUGUUAAGUUGGUAUAAAACUUAAUUGCUAUUAAACUCGUACAAAAAUACUGUUACUCUAAGUGAAUGUAUCUAUGCUUAUAAAAUAAAUGUCUGAGUUACGUU
Messenger RNA from Temnothorax curvispinosus, 2723 nucleotides. RefSeq names its product protein disulfide-isomerase A6 homolog (gene CaBP1). NCBI's taxonomy places the organism in Eukaryota, Metazoa, Arthropoda, Insecta, Hymenoptera, Formicidae. Gene Ontology annotation, biological process: response to endoplasmic reticulum stress. Gene Ontology annotation, molecular function: protein-disulfide reductase activity; protein disulfide isomerase activity. Gene Ontology annotation, cellular component: endoplasmic reticulum lumen. The transcript is spliced from 6 exons. The record is from RefSeq and is a predicted model, not a curated record. Bases 135 to 1454 code for a protein of 439 amino acids.